CAUGGCGGACUGAGGCGCCAGUUUGAUGCGAGGCGUGCGUUGAUUAACUUGUUGCAUGCGCGUCCUGGAGCAAAGGGAGCCAGGCCAGCCACCACCACCCUUUCAGCACCUACCACCCCCUUUCCUUCCCCAUUCGACAGAGUGCGCGUCUGUGUGUGUGUGUGUGUGUGUGUGUGCGUGCGUGUGGUUGUCGUAAUAAUUUGCGUACAGUGGGCGCCAAACGAACUUGUGUUGCGGUGCGGUCAGUGGCAACGCAAAUGUGGCCGAGGACAGGCAGGCCGAUGAUGACACUGGAGGGACGCUGACGUCUCCCCGCCCCACCGAGUAUCUGGUCUACUGGUCUACUAAUCGAUGGCUGCCCAUCAACCGCCAAAGCGCUAAGCAAAUAAGCAACAGGAGCCGCGCUCAUCGACUGUCUGUGCCACAAGCGGCGCCGAACAAAGUCAGCGUUGGCGUUGGCGUUGGCGUCGGCAUCGCUGUCAACGCAUCGGCCAACGGCACUCACUGCUAACGGUAGAAAUAAAUAAACAGUUUUAGUUGCUGGCGGUGAUUCCUGGGGAGAGCAUAGCACGCGGCUAGUCGCGCCACAAGUGCCGCCUGUCACCUGCUGCCCCUCCAGCCAAGGCCACGCCAUGCUGGCGGCACAAGAGAACCGAUUUCAGUACGUGUACUUCACGCUGUCCGGCCUGGUGGCCAGCGCCAUGCUCGUCCUGGUCUACAUCUCCAUGCGCACGAGCCUUAAUGAGCGCCUGCGUGUCGACCUGGAGCACCUGCAGCGCCAGCUGAUCCUGGAGAAGCCCAAUCCGCACUGGAACUACACCAACAGCUGGCGCAGGAUCGGCAACGCCUCACUGAGGCACGAGAUCUAUUCGGCCUACUUCGAUGCCCGAACAGAGAUCAUAGGAAAUGUCCGCAUGGAUGAGGACCAAAUUACCAUCGGCUCCUUGCGGAUAUUCGCCACUUUGCCAGUGCGCCUGCGGGACUCCAAGGUGAGCUGCAUCGUGCGCUUCGCUGACUUCAGCAGCCAGGAGAUCGUGGCCGAGGAGGCGGGUGCCAUGCACGACGUGCACAACAACAGCUUUGCGGCCUGGAGCAUCAUGUGCCCGCUGCACGCCUCCAGGCGCGACCCGAUGCGCCUGCCACAGGCGGUGGCCCUCAGCUAUGCCUCCAAUCGGUUGAGCCACCUCAGCCCCAGCUUCAUACAGAUAAGCUACCCCCGCAACAUGUCGAGCUUGUUUACCAAGUCGCGACCCGCCAUCUCCGUGUGCGUGGGUCCGCUCCAGGAGAACUACUCGAACGUGCUGCGACUGGUGGAGUUCGUGGAGAUGUACCGGCUGCAGGGUGCCGCCCAUUUCUACUUCUACUACGUGGAGGCCAGCAAUGAGGUGCAACGUGUCCUGGCCCACUACCAGCGCCAGGGCCUGGCGGACGUCUUCGAGUGGAACGUGCAACCGCACCUGCAGGACCUCCACUACGCUGGGAUUGUGGCCCAGUUCAACGACUGCGUAUACCGCGCCAACGUCGUGGAUAACUAUCGGUACGCAGCCGUGGUGGAUCUGGACGAGGUGCUGAUGCCCCUGAAGCACAAUUCGCUGGCGGACUACUUGCGUCAGUGCGACGAAGGCCGCACCGCCGGCUUCGUCUUUCGCAAUGUGUUCUUCUACCGGAAAGACAGCAACGACACCUUCAACUCGCCGACCCACGUCCUCAACCGGCUCCUGUACACCCAGUCCAAGGUGCGUCGCACCCUGGAGAUCAUGCCCGCCUAUGUGCGCAGCAAGCUGGUGGUCAACACCCGCUCCAUCGUGGAGAUGGGCAACCACCAGGUGUACCGCUCCGCUCCAGGCUUCGUGGACCACGUGGUUCACCCCACGGUGGGGCUGCUCUUCCACUAUCGCGACAAGUGCAUCAACUGCAAGAUGGUUCUUAUCGUGGACUACACUGCCAGACGCUUCGGUUCGCUGCUCUUCGAUCUCGUCGACACCACUUGCCUCGAGGUCUUCAUGGACCGCCACGGCAUCUGCGAGCUGGCGUAGUCUUAUCGCUGUCCCCCAUCUC
Molecule: messenger RNA, 2058 nt
Organism: Drosophila miranda
Lineage: Eukaryota; Metazoa; Arthropoda; Insecta; Diptera; Drosophilidae
Exons: 4
Coding region: 633-2036 (467 amino acids)
Source: RefSeq, a predicted model, not a curated record